UAGGCCUUUGUGCACGUAGGCUCUGAAGGUCGACGCUUACGUACUUUUUCGGGUGGACAUAUCUAAGAAUGGGCUCCGAAACGCUGUGUGACAUGAGUUACUCCAAGCACGGAGCCGUGCGGGGUAAAUGGGCAUCUAAUGGCCUGGGUACACUGAUCGUGGCUGUCACGGCAGUGAUUGUCAGCUUCGUCACCAUGUUCGUCGUUAUGUUUGUAAUGGUGAGGCUGGGAGAGAUGAAGUCACAGCUGUCGCACCUGAAGGACAUGGAAGCUCAGCUGUCGCACCUGAAGGACAUGGAAGACCAGCUGUCACACCUGAAGGACAUGGAAGACCAGCUGUCGCACCUGAAGGACAUGGAAGCCCAGCUGUCGCACCUGAAGGACAUGGAAGCCCAGCUGUCGCACCUGAAGGACAUGGAAGCCCAGCUGUCGCACCUGAAGGACAUGGAAGCCCAGCUGUCCCACCUGAAGGACAUGGAAGCCCAGAUGAAAGAAAUGGGAGUCCAGGUGCAGGAGAUACAGCAGUGGAGAGAACAGCAGGUCAGUCGUCAGGGCCCGAGCGCUCGUGAGCAGCAGAACGGAGCGGGGCGGGGCAAGAGCGCCACCUUUCUGUAUGGAGCUGAAGUGCAUCGCCGAGCCAAGAGAUCCGUGUCCAACAUCGGGAAUUUUGCGAACAAGAUAACACUGCCAACGACUCUUGGAGGGUGCUUAGCCGGUGGGAGAGGAGAACCCGGAAGGGACGGGAGAGAUGGACUCACCGGUCCGACCGGACCUCCGGGUCCACCCGGGCCUCCUGGAUCGUGCUGCUGUUCAUCCCCUCCAACAUCCGGCCCGCCUAACACAGCUGAUCCCGGCCCGACACCGACACCAGCCCCACACCCGCCUCUCACAACCAGCCCGCCCUCCGCUCUAACACCGACACCAAGGUCCGGGACUGUGGCUGAAACUUGCGAGUCAAGGAUGGAAUUAUUCUUCAUCUUGGACUCUGGCUCCUGGAUCAAAAGAAAUGCAAUUGCUUUGGUCAACGCCUUCACAAUUGGUUUGACUGAUACCAGGGUCGGCGUGAUGCAGUAUGGAAACCCGGACUCGUUGGAGUUCAAACUGGGAGAUUAUGCUGACCGUGCAUCUACAGUCCAGGCAAUAAACGCCAUGCCGUCUCCGGGGUACGGUAGGCGCAUCGGGGCUGCGAUGGAUUUCGCACGUCGAACUGCUGCUUGGAGACCUGCACCUGUUCCUAGGGUGCUGAUAGUCAUAACAUAUGAUCGCUCCUCUGACACCGUGGUGGCGGCUGCACAGGCUCUGGCCACGGACCAGGUGGCCGUGUUCGCCAUCGGUCUGGGCAGAAGUUUCAGCUCAGAACAACUCCUGCAGAUCACCAACAACCAUCCAGGCCAUGUGUUUGAGCUUGCUACCUAUUAUUCCAUCGCGGUUCAGGACAAGAUUGUUCGAGCCAUCUGUAGUCACGGCAAUGGACCAGUGACCCCAAGACCAUCCACUGAUCUCCGACUGAUUGGUGGAUCUGGUGACCACGAGGGACGGGUGGAGGUUUUCCAGGAAGGAGAAUGGGGGACGGUCUGUGACGAUGCAUGGGGACAGGAGAACGCCGAGGUGGUGUGCCGUCAGCUGGGGUUUCCUGGUGCUGUGCAGGCCACAACUGAAGCCUCUUUCGGACAGGGAACUGGACAGAUCUGGCUGGAUGAUGUUGAGUGCAGCGGGAAUGAAUCAAGAGUGCAAAACUGCAGCCACGGUGGAUGGGGCAGCCAUAACUGUGGACAUGAGGAAGAUGCCGGAGUCGUUUCCCGUGUCCGGCUGGUUGGCGGAUCUCAUGACCACGAGGGAAGGAUGGAGGUUUACCAUGAUGAAGAAUGGGGGAGAGUUUGUGGCUAUGGAUGGGGUCAUUCCAAGUGGGAUCAACCCGAUGCCGAAGUGACGUGCCGUCAGCUGGGGUUUGGUGCUGCUCGGAAAGCCACCACGGGCACCUUCGGGCAGGGGACCGGACGGAUCUGGCUGAGUUAUGUGACCUGCAGCGGGACUGAGUCAAGGCUACAAGACUGCAGCCACAGGGGAUGGGGCAACAACCCAAGUGGGUGUAGCAGAAAUGGUUACGAUGCUGGAGUGGUCUGCACCAGUCUCCGGCUGGUUGGUGGUUUCGGAGAACACGAGGGGAGGGUGGAAAUUUACCACAACGGAAAGUGGGGCUCGAUUUGUGACGAUGGAUUCGGUCUCAGCGAUGCUGAGGUGGUGUGUCGUCAUCUGGGGUUCCCUGGUGCUGUAGGGGCGCCCACUGGCGCCUCAUUCGGGGAGGGCACGGGGCCGAUCUGGCUGGAUGAUGUCGACUGUGACGGGAAUGAGCAAAAUCUGCAAAACUGCAGCCAUGGCGGAUGGGGCAGGCAUAACUGUGGGCAUGAGGAAGACGCUGGAGUCGUCUGUAGUAAACAUGUUCGACUGGUUGGAGGAUCCGGUGAACACGAGGGAAGGGUGGAGUAUUACAAUGAUGGGCAGUGGGGGACGAUCUGUGGCAGGAAUUGGUAUUGGUAUCAACGCGAAGCAAAUGUAGUGUGCCGUCAGCUGGGGUUCCAUGGAGCUCAACAGAAAACACGUGGCUUGUUUGGCGAAGGGACAGGGCCGAUUUGGGUGUCCGGUGAGGCGGACGGGUACCGCCUGCACCUUUCUGGUUAUUCUGGUAACGCGGGAGACUCCAUGACUGGCUGGGACUCCAACAACGGGCAGAGGUUCUCCACUGUGGACAGAGACAAUGAUGCCUAUAAUCGUGGCCAUUGUGGCCAUCGUGGCCAGCUGUGGGGACAGGGCGGCUGGUGGUUUGAGUCCUGCAGCUACUCCUACCUCAACGGCCGUUACCUGGGCAACUGCGGGAGCUCCUGUCCAUCCGUGCAAGAGAGUAUCCGGCUGGUCGGUGGAUCUGAGGACCACGAUGGCAGAGUAGAAGUCUUCUAUAACGGACAAUGGGGGACGGUCUGUGACGACGGUUGGAGCCUGGAUGACGCCGAGGUGGCGUGCCGUCAGCUGGGGUUCCCUGGGGCUGUGCAGGCCACAUCUGAAGCCUCUUUUGGACAGGGAACCGGGCCGAUCUGGCUGGAGGAAGUCGACUGCAGCGGGAGUGAGUCAAGUGUGCACAACUGCAGCCACAGGGGAUGGGGUCACCAUGACUGUGCACAUGGAGAAGAUGCUGGAGUCGUCUGCAAUCGUAAGUGGGAAACAGUUCGGUGGGUUUUUGCUACCUUCAUUUUAUGGUUUUGA
This is a messenger RNA of Branchiostoma floridae (Florida lancelet), 3257 nucleotides long. RefSeq names its product deleted in malignant brain tumors 1 protein-like. Bases 69 to 3257 code for a protein of 1062 amino acids. The record is from RefSeq and is a predicted model, not a curated record. Lineage: Eukaryota; Metazoa; Chordata; Leptocardii; Amphioxiformes; Branchiostomatidae. Gene Ontology annotation, cellular component: membrane. The transcript has 14 exons.